AUGCCAGGCAAGGGAUCCUACGACGGUACCGAGGCGAGUUAUGGUCCGAUCGUGGGUGCGUACAAGUCGCCAGUUCUUGUGACACCGCAAGCGAGUGCGCAACACCACCUUCAGCAUCAGCAUCAGCACGCCAGCGAUAGCAGCAAGCAUCAACCACAACAACAACAACAACAGUCGCGAUCGGCAGACUCGACGCACGAACCGAACGAUAGUGAUCUCGCGGAAUCGACCAGUGGCACGGUUCCGGUGGACAGUGACAGUGAGCGUGACGGAAAGCGAGAAGCGACCGAGCGCGAGACGACGAACGGAGGACCCGAACCGUCCGGGACGGCGUCGAGCAGCAACACGCCCUCGGUGAUAACGUCCUGCUCGAAGGCGCUCUCGGGGCUCGUGACGGUGAACCCGAUUCACGGCCAGGAAGCCGCCAGCCCGGCCCCACCCGGCUCGCCCCCGCGCUUCUCCACCCUGCAGACGGUGAUCAACACGGCCAGCGGGUUCGCCCCCUACCAUCAUUGGCCGUGCGACCUCAGCUACAAGCCGGUGGACGGCAACCAUCACCAUCGGCCGGUCUCGCCGACGAGUGAGCCUUCUCCGGGUGAGUUGGCCCGCCACCAGCCCACUCCACCCCGGGCCGUCUACAUCGGUGAUCCGGACGCCAGCGGGUCGCCGCAAUCGCCCCACCUCGCCGUCGUUAGCCACCUGAAUCCGCUGGUGUGCUCUACGGCCGACCACUCGCUCAUCGCCGGCAUGCGUGGAAGCCUGCUCUCCAUGUACCCUGCGUACGCGUCCCCGCUCGGGGCCGGCUCGCACCAUCUGCAGGACGACCCGAGCGAUUCGCUUCAGCACCACGGGCAGUCGCAGGAUCACGACGACAUGAGCGCCAUCCAGCAUCACCUGCAGCAGCACCACCAUCACCAGCAGCAACAGCAGCACCAUCACCAGCAGCAACAGCAUCACCACGAGGCGGUCGCCCACCAGCACAGCAUCGACGAGAUGAUCGCCGACACGCUGAAGGGCGAGCAGUGCGCCAUCGUGGACAGCUACCUCACGCCCGAGCUGGUCAACGAGCACCAUCACCAGGUGGCCGACUCUCCCACCCACCACGGAGUGGCCCAGCACCAUCACCACCAGCUGGCGCAACAGCACGCCCUCCAGCAGCAACAGCAGCAUCAGCAGCAUCAGCAGCAGCAGCACGGACUCCACGAGCCGAAGGAGUACGUCAGCAUUUAUCAUAACAACAACGACAAGAGCGUCAUCAACUACAACCACGCCGCGCUCGGCCACCAUCACCACCAUCACCAGCAGCAGCAGCAGCAGCAGCAGCAACAGCAGCAGCAGCAUAAUCACACCCAUACCAGCAGCGGUGGCGAUUCGCGCAGUCCCGACUAUUCGCACGCGCAGCACGACGAGUACGAUAGCGGCGGCCUGCAGAGCUUCACUCAGUUGAUUAACGUGCCUCGAGCGAGCGAUACGGCGUCGGCGAUGUACCACCAUCACCAGAUGUCGGCGGCAGCAGCGGCGGCCGUCGCGGCCACCACCGCCGCGGCCACGGCAGCCCUGGCCUCCCAGACGUCCGUGGCCGCCACGGACAGCUCCUCGCCCGGUCCCGUCCCCGACCAUCUGGCGCUGCACUCCGGCAACGGGGCGGUUGGCGGCUCGGGCGCCGGUUCCGGUGCGGCCGAUGGCAGUCUGUCCCUCUACGAAACGCUCCAGUCGGGUGUCCUCUCUGGCGGACCCUCGUAUGGACGCUGCUCGUUCCCGCCCAUGUCGUACUUCAACGCCAGCCCGACCCACGAUCCGGCCCACAUCUGGUCGACGGGAGUGUCCGCACUGGAGAACGACUACAUGAAGGGCGCCCUGCCCGGUUUCCAGCGGAUCGCAGCGGCCACAAACACUUCCCGCACCAACCCGUACGGUGCCGUCCCUACGUCCUACGCUCAGCAGAACGACACGUGGUCGCAGCACUAUGAAACCAACAGCAUCGCGUACAGUGUGGCCACCUCCAGCACGACGCCAGCGACGGUUAACCGGCGGGCGCCGGUGGCCUCGACCACCGCCACCACGCACUUCCCGGCCGCGGCCUCCCUCAGUGCACUGGGCCUCGAUGCGGACAUUUUCACGGAGGGGCGUGAGUGCGUCAACUGUGGUGCCAUCCAGACGCCCCUCUGGCGUCGCGACGGAACUGGCCACUACUUGUGUAACGCGUGCGGACUCUAUCACAAGAUGAACGGCAUGAAUCGUCCCCUGGUGAAACAGCCAAGACGUUUGGUAAAAGAACCUAGCUCGGCACGACGAGUCGGUCUGCAAUGUUCGAACUGCAACACGACCAACACUUCGCUCUGGCGCCGCAAUCAGGUUGGUGAGCCGGUGUGCAAUGCCUGCGGUCUGUACUACAAGCUGCACAACGUGAAUCGUCCGUUGGCCAUGAAAAAAGACAACAUUCAGUCUCGCAAACGGAAACCGAAAGGCAGCAAGAACAACAACGAUGGUGGGGCUGGUAAAAAUAACGCUAGUAACGCUGCUAGCAACAGAAACACGGGUGGUAACGUCGAGACACCGAAGACGAUUGACGCUUUGAAAAUGUUGAACGAAUCGUCCACUUUUGACUCCAAGAUGCUUCCAUCGUCUCCGUCGAGCGAGGGCAGUAACCAGUCGCCGGCACACCACAACAACAUGUCACCGAUCUGCUACACACAGCAGGUCCCAUCGCCGAUCACAAGCACACCGACGAGCGGUACGAUCAAGUACAACCAGCAGCAGAAGAACAACAAUGUUUACAUGCUCUCGUCGCCGUCUUCCAUGAGUAACAUGUUCGGAGGAAGCCCCACGUCGGGCGCAGUGUCAGCACACCACCAUCAACAAUCGUCCGGUGGCCAGCUGAGCCCUGUUGGCUACGGUCUUUCGGGCGUGGGUAGUGGUCACGGAAGCAACAAUGGCUCGAUAGUCAGCUCCAAGUACCACCAAAGCCCGCCGCAAUCGCCGGAAGACAACCUUUACUACGAUAUGCUUCCGGCUGACGUGAACGGAUCAGUCGAGCAGCACUCGCUAUCGACGAUCGUGAAGAUGGAACCACUGAGCGGUAACCAUUUCGGUGGAUAUGGCCAGCACGGCCUGCACCACGAAGCACUCGUCAGUGGGCUCGGACAUAGCCACCAUGGACAGGGCGGCACAAACAACCACAGCCGCAGUCCUUCGGUGGCGGAGGACGAAAGUGAGCAGGGCCACGCUCAACAGGAUAUUGUUGAGAGCAAGCAUAACAUUAACCGCCCGACGGUGGUGUCGAUGUCACGAUAGAACAGCCUUGCCCGUUGACGGGAUACUCGAAUGUGCGAAACAAGACGAAUCUCACAUGACACACCACUACGGGUCGCUCUACGGAUGCUCACGAUGCCAAAUGAACUGAACAAACGCAAAAGACUCGACAAACGCACGUUAAACCUAUUUAGCGAGUAAGUUGCACCGAUUGACUAGGUUAUAUUAUUUAAGGGCGCUAGGCUGGUCGACUCAUCGCGGGUAGGCGGGACUUCACGGCCCGAAGACUGCGCCGGCUCAUCCUAGGUGGACGAAUCUCUAAGCAUGUGCACUUUUCUUAGCCUUACGAUGAUGCAUCUCGGUGCCGUGACAGGAGCCAUAUGACAAACGAUCUUUCAUCGCACCACAAGCAUACGCGCUUGUUAGAUAAGAGCGCACCAAACGGAUUAAUGGGAUUGUGUGGAGAAUCCAGGAUAGGAAAGAGUGUAUCAUCUAAUCAUCCGUACCAAAACAAUCGAAUCGCUCAAGCGACGCAAUACUGUUUUCCUUUAACUUGACCAAGCUCAGAGGAUAAGGAUUCGUUAACGUUGGCAUUGGCGAAGGUAGCAUAUACAAUCACCGAAAGUUAGUUGUAAAUAAUGUUAAUGAAUCAGGCAAACGCGAGAAAGCUUAUCGGCUUCUCGGCGUCGAGCAAAAACCGACAAAUGUACAGAAACGUAGCUCUCUGGGUACUUCACGAACGUUCCAAAUUUGAUAAUCAUUAUUUGAUUUAGCAAAAAAAAAAGUUUUAGAUGUAGGAAUAUAAUACGUGAAUGUGAUGCAUUCAAACAUAUUCUAAAUUUGUAUAGGAAA
This is a messenger RNA of Anopheles coustani, 4104 nucleotides long. Its product is annotated as box A-binding factor-like. Gene Ontology annotation, biological process: negative regulation of transcription by RNA polymerase II; cell fate commitment; positive regulation of transcription by RNA polymerase II. The coding region runs from base 1 to 3294 and encodes 1097 amino acids. NCBI's taxonomy places the organism in Eukaryota, Metazoa, Arthropoda, Insecta, Diptera, Culicidae. Gene Ontology annotation, molecular function: DNA-binding transcription factor activity, RNA polymerase II-specific; zinc ion binding; RNA polymerase II cis-regulatory region sequence-specific DNA binding. The transcript has 8 exons. The record is from RefSeq and is a predicted model, not a curated record.